Geodia barretti is the source of this 276-nucleotide messenger RNA. The record is from the annotation of a GenBank genome assembly. Lineage: Eukaryota; Metazoa; Porifera; Demospongiae; Tetractinellida; Geodiidae.
AUGAUAGGAGAUGCAUUGGGUUUAGUUGAAACGAGAGGCUUGGUUGGGAGUAUUGAAGCUGCCGAUGCAAUGGUGAAAGCGGCGAAUGUCCAACUUAUCGGUUACGAGCAAGUCGGCGGUGGUUAUGUGACCGUCAUGGUUCGUGGCGAUGUCGGUGCGGUGAAAGCCGCAACGGAUGUCGGUGCUGAAGCAGCUGCACGCGUCGGAGAAGUUGUUUCUGUUCACGUAAUUCCACGUCCACAUGCUGAAGUCGAAACUAUUUUAAAGAAAGCGUAA